Salvia hispanica is the source of this 894-nucleotide messenger RNA. RefSeq lists its product as uncharacterized. The record is from RefSeq and is a predicted model, not a curated record. NCBI's taxonomy places the organism in Eukaryota, Viridiplantae, Streptophyta, Magnoliopsida, Lamiales, Lamiaceae.
CAACUUCAUCAAAUCCUCACACGCUUUUCUGUUUUCUCUCUCAAACAACACAGCUUUGAAGCAAAAUACCCAUUUUAUCCCUCGAGAAAUGGGAAAUUACGUCUCAUGCACUCUCUCGGGCCCCGCCGGGAAAGGUUCAAGCAGGGCUACAAAGGUCAUUUUCCCCUCCGGCGAGCUGCGGCCGCUCCACGAGCCGACGAAGGCGGCGGAGCUCAUGCUGGAGGUGCCAAAUUCCUUCGUCGUGAACACCAAGUCUCUCCAGAUCGGGAGGAGAUUCCACGCGCUGAAUGCGGAUGAGGAUCUGGAGAUGGGGAAUGUGUACGUGUUUUUUCCGAUGAGUAAGGUUAACGCGGUGGUGGCGGCGGCGGACAUGGGCGCUCUGUUCCUGGCGGCGAACUCCUCCGCGAAGCGAAUGUCGAGGGGGAGCGUGAGGAUCCUGCCGUGUAGCGGCGGCGGCGAUGUGCAGAUUGUGAAGAGCGUUGCUGAGAAAUCGGGUGAGCCGAAGCUCAAUUUCGACGAUAUUGAUGAUUUCUCGGUGGCGGAGUUCAAGCAGAGGGUGUCUUUCUGCAGAUCGAAGAAGCCGUUGCUGGAGACCAUUGCUGAAGAACCUGCUUUUGCUAGAUGAGGGAUUUUGAUCAAGGAAAAGGAGAAAAUAUUAUAUAGAUAUAUUUUUAUAUUUUUUUAAGUUUGCUCUUUCAAAUUUAGGCGAAGAGAAAACUUAUUAUUAGUAUUAAUUUUUUUUAGUUAAGCUGGGAACGUGAUUAUCCAAAGUUAGGAAAGGGAUUGAAGAAUUGUAAACGUAUUAAAAUGUACUAACUGGUUGCACUCUUCUUUUCGAUUUAUUUGAUCGAUAAUAGGCUAACACGACGCAAUAACAAGGUUGUUUGAUUAAAA